GUCAACAGAGUUUAAGUGGGGUGAAAUAUAUUACCACAAAUCAACAGAUGAUUAGUUGGAAGACAGCACUUCUGCAACCAUACCAGCCUUUCUGCAUAUUUCUUAAAGUUGAUAAAUAGUAAUCUUAAAACAAAUGCCUUGCCUUUAUUAUAAUUUGCUAUACUCCAUCAUGAUAUGUUCAGCUGCUGCUGUUCACAGUACAUCUGCGUUAGUUGUGCAAGGAGUAAUCGGGCUGCCCAUUACCUUACCCUGCCACUACAGUAUUCCCACACAUGGGAGGACAAGUAUGUAUUGGGCAAAAAGACAGUGUGCUAUAGUUUAUGUAAGUUCUAGUUAUUCUUUCUUUACGACUGAUGGCAAUCAAGUGACUUCUGGAUCCUCAGCAAAAUACACAAUGACUGGUGAUAUACCCAAUGGUGAUGUGUCCUUGACUAUAAAUGAGCUGGUGAAAGAGGAUGAAGGAGAUUAUUGCUGCCGGGUAGAGAGGACUGGAUGGUUUAAUGAUCUGCGCACUGAUGUAACCUUAAAGGUUGAAAAAGGUGGAAUUACACAUCUACUGCAGCUUUUAGAUGUUUCUGUUAAUAAGUCGAUGAAGAAAGCUAUCCAUUGUAAAUGGAAUGAAUGGUUAAGUGACAGUAAUCACACAUAUACUGCUGGUGGCCGUAUGCAUCAACCAACAUUCUCAGAUCUUGCCAAAUGGGUUCUUGUGGCUUGGCAUGAUUUAGAUGCACAUAUAAUUCAACAAGGUUUCCUCAAAUGUUGUAUUUCAAAUAAUCUUGAUGGCAGCGAGGAUGAAAUUUUGUGGGAGGAUGAACAAGAGUCAUCAGAUGAAGAUGGUAAUGUUUAUUAUGAUGGCACCAAUAACAGUAGCAUUAAUUUGACAACACUAGAUGACCUUCUCACUAGUGACAUUGUUGAAAAUUCUCUCAGUUAG
Messenger RNA from Protopterus annectens (West African lungfish), 934 nucleotides. RefSeq lists its product as uncharacterized. Gene Ontology annotation, molecular function: nucleic acid binding. Lineage: Eukaryota; Metazoa; Chordata; Ceratodontiformes; Protopteridae. The record is from RefSeq and is a predicted model, not a curated record. The transcript has 3 exons. The coding region runs from base 134 to 934 and encodes 266 amino acids.